AACUUGAUUUAUUUUCACGGUUUGGUUUGGUAUUUUCACUUUCUUUAGAUAGAUACGCUUUAAAAUCUCAGCGUUGUAACAUUGUCAGAAUUUUUUUGUAAACAACCGCGUGUUUACAUCCAUAAGUAUCUUUUUUUUUAAAGAAUGUAAAAAAUGGAAGAAACUAAGGAAUUCUAUGAUUUUUGCAUACCUUUUAAUGAAGAUAAAGUGUUACUUAAAGAAGUAUGUGAAAAGCUGUUCGUUUUGGGCUAUAAAACUAUAGCUAUCGAGCUAUUCUUCGAUCAUAGUAAAAAGGAAAAUAGUAAGCGUUUAGCUGAUGUCUUUCCAAAGCCUCACGAUCUCAUGUGGCUCGAAACACAUUUUCGGAAUAAAUUGAAAAUCCUACAACGUAUAACUAUAUGCUAUGCAGACGCAUUGGUUACACAUGCAAUGACGAAUUCGAUAAAUCUAAGAAAAUUCCAUAUUAUUGCCGGACAACCCAAAACUGAAGCUGCGCUAGCGCAUUGUUGCACUGCGUUUAAUGGAGAUUUACUAACCUUUGAUGCCCAACAUGGUAACCACAUUCACGUCAGUCGCAAGGGUUAUCAAUUAGCUGUAAAAAGAGGCUUAUUCUUCGAAAUAAAAUAUUCACCAUGUAUAACUAAUACCACGGUCCGAAAAGAUUUGAUUAAAAUUGCCCACAAUUAUUUUAUUAAAGGCAAAUCAAAAAAUAUCAUAAUCAGCAGUGGUGCCAAUAAUGUAUUUGAGCUGCGUGGUCCUCAAGACGUGACAAAUUUGGGAUUUAUAUUUAGUUUGUCCGAGGACCAAGCGAAAUGUGCUAUAAAUCGGUUUGGUAGACAAUUAUUCUUAAGAGCGGAAUGCAGGCGUUUGGGUAAGACUAUAAUGUUUAUUAAGGCUUCAGGACCUGUCCUAUUUUCUGACAGUUGUGAAGAAAAAAGUGAGUUGGGUAAUAAUGCAGAAAUUACCUUAGGAGGAAAUAUCCGGGAAGAUUCAGACCCUAAAGAUCAGCCAAGUAAAAAGAAAAGACUAUUUUAAUCAUUUAUUUUCGUUUAUUUA
Messenger RNA from Glossina fuscipes, 1056 nucleotides. It is a transcript of the gene Rpp30, whose product is annotated as ribonuclease P protein subunit p30. The record is from RefSeq and is a predicted model, not a curated record. The coding region runs from base 154 to 1035 and encodes 293 amino acids. Gene Ontology annotation, cellular component: nucleolar ribonuclease P complex. Lineage: Eukaryota; Metazoa; Arthropoda; Insecta; Diptera; Glossinidae. The transcript has 6 exons. Gene Ontology annotation, molecular function: RNA binding. Gene Ontology annotation, biological process: tRNA processing.